This is a messenger RNA of Anopheles maculipalpis, 1343 nucleotides long. The record is from the annotation of a RefSeq genome assembly. NCBI's taxonomy places the organism in Eukaryota, Metazoa, Arthropoda, Insecta, Diptera, Culicidae.
AUGUUAAAGUUUAUUUUUGUUUUAUUGUUUAUAUUUCCUCUUUCUUUUUUAAAAAAUUUUUAUUGAAUGGUACAAAAUUUAAUUUUUUUAUUAGCUUUUAUUUUUAUAAUUAAUUUUAGAUCUCUGAAUUAUUUUAAUUAUAUUUCUUAUUAUUUUGGGUUAGAUAUAAUUUCCUAUGGGUUAAUUUUAUUAAGUUUUUGAAUUUGUGGGUUAAUAUUUAUGGCUAGAGAGAGGGUUUAUUUUUUAAAUAAUUAUAAAUAUUUAUUUAUUUUUAUAAUUUUAUUUUUAUUAUUUAUAUUAGUUUUAACUUUUAGUUCUAUAAGUAUAUUUAUAUUUUAUUUAUUUUUUGAAGCUAGUUUGAUUCCUACAUUAUUUUUAAUUUUAGGAUGAGGGUAUCAACCAGAACGGCUACAAGCUGGAAUUUAUUUAUUGUUUUAUACAUUAUUAGCAUCUUUGCCUUUAUUAAUUGGUAUUUUUUAUAUUUUAAAUUUUAUAAAUACUUUAUCUUUUAUUUUAUUAACUAAUUUUUUUUUUAUAAAUAUAAAUUUAUUAUAUUUAUCUUUGGUUUUUGCUUUUUUAGUAAAAAUGCCUAUGUUUUUAGUUCAUUUGUGAUUACCUAAGGCUCAUGUUGAAGCCCCAGUUUCUGGGUCUAUAAUUUUAGCUGGUAUUUUAUUAAAGUUAGGUGGAUAUGGUUUAUUACGGAUGUUUAAUUUAUUACAAAUUUCAGGUAUAAAAUAUAAUUAUUGAUGAAUUAGAAUUAGUUUAGUAGGGGGGGUAUUAAUUAGUUUGGUUUGUUUACGUCAAACUGAUUUAAAGGCUUUGAUUGCUUAUUCAUCUGUUGCUCACAUGGGAAUUGUAUUAAGCGGAUUAUUAACUAUAUCUUAUUGAGGAUUAACUGGUUCUUACGCUUUAAUGAUUGCUCAUGGGUUAUGUUCUUCUGGAUUAUUUUGUUUAGCAAAUAUUUCUUAUGAGCGAAUGGGUAGUCGAAGAUUAUUAAUUAAUAAGGGAUUAUUGAAUUUUAUACCUUCAUUAAGUUUAUGGUGAUUUUUAUUAUGUUCUGGUAAUAUGGCAGCUCCUCCAACAUUAAAUUUAUUAGGAGAAAUUUCUUUAUUAAAUAGAAUUGUUGCUUGGUCAUGAGUUUCUAUAAUUAUAUUAUCUUUAUUAUCUUUUUUUAGAGCUGCUUAUUCUUUAUAUUUAUUUGCUUAUAGACAACACGGAAAAAUUUAUUCUGGGGUUUAUUUUUUUUCUGUUGGUUCAGUGCGGGAGUUUUUAUUAUUAAUAUUACAUUGAUUACCUUUAAAUUUGUUAAUUUUAAAAAGUAAUUUUUGUAUAUUAUGAAUUUA